AUAUAGUUAAACAAGUUAAUGAUUCAAUAAUGAAUUUUUAUAUAAAAGUAAAAGCUAGUACCAGUGAUAGUGAAAAACAGGUCAGAGAAAUAUUUAUUAACGGAUUAUCUUCUGAGAAUUAUUUGGAAGCUGAAAAAUUUGAAUCAGGAAUUUUAUUAAAUGAACUGGUAGGAAGACUAUGGGUAUUAGAGUCAGAACGCAAAGCUAAGUAUAUUAAAUUAAAAGCAGAA
Molecule: messenger RNA, 230 nt
Organism: Dentiscutata erythropus
Lineage: Eukaryota; Fungi; Glomeromycota; Glomeromycetes; Diversisporales; Gigasporaceae
Source: the annotation of a GenBank genome assembly